AUGCUAUUCAUCAAGAGCCUCAUGCUAUGCGCAUCUACCGCAUUAGCCUUCACAACCGUCUCCCAAGUGAACAUCGACAUCACAAUCCUCGACAAGAAUGUCCAAACCCUUACCGCCGAAACUGCCAUUUAUACCGGUGGUCUUGCUCCCGCCACCACCAUUCUCGGCUCUCUAGUCACUGUCUACACAUCCCUUGCCCAAGGCGCCGCAGAUUGCGCCCUUUUACCUCUUGCUCUUUCCGAAUCCGACGCGAUAUCGCUCAUCGAGCAUGUUAAUGCAACACUCGCAAUCGAUAACACAAUUGCUGUGGAUACUCUAAAGAGCAAAAAAGACCUUUUCAAGGCGGAAGGAUUGGAUGGCGCUAUUGUAACCUCGCUAAGCUUGCUAUUGAAGGGGCAUGAAACUUUUGCGGCAUAUGUGCUUCAAAGGCUUCCAGCAGAUCUGGUUGCGGAUGGACAGAAGGUUACAAGCACUAUUACGGUGUCAUUGACUGGAGGAAUUGCAUUUUUCCAGAGCGCAUGA
Molecule: messenger RNA, 522 nt
Organism: Sclerotinia sclerotiorum 1980 UF-70
Lineage: Eukaryota; Fungi; Ascomycota; Leotiomycetes; Helotiales; Sclerotiniaceae
Exons: 1
Coding region: 1-522 (173 amino acids)
Cellular component (GO): extracellular region
Source: RefSeq, a predicted model, not a curated record